Acinonyx jubatus (cheetah) is the source of this 4271-nucleotide messenger RNA. RefSeq names its product SR-related CTD associated factor 4 (gene SCAF4). NCBI's taxonomy places the organism in Eukaryota, Metazoa, Chordata, Mammalia, Carnivora, Felidae. Bases 481 to 3909 code for a protein of 1142 amino acids. Gene Ontology annotation, cellular component: nucleus. Gene Ontology annotation, molecular function: RNA binding; RNA polymerase II C-terminal domain phosphoserine binding. The transcript has 20 exons. The record is from RefSeq and is a predicted model, not a curated record. Gene Ontology annotation, biological process: negative regulation of termination of RNA polymerase II transcription, poly(A)-coupled.
GGGGCGGGGCGGGAGCCGGGCACAGGAAGCGCUGGGAGGCCCGAGCCGUCCCAGGGUGCCCCGCGCGGCGUGGACUCGGGCCGCUGCCGCCAUCCCGCUGGCGAGAGGGAGAGAGAGGCCCGCCCGCUCGCCGGUCGGGCCAGUGUGGGCCAGUGCGUGAGGGCGCGGGGGGCCGUGUCAGCGAGACGCAGAGCGCAGCCGCCACCACCAAACGGACAUGUUGGAGCCCAGCGCCGCCGCCGCCGCCUCCUUUUCCUUAUCCUCCGAACGGGACUGAGAGGGGGCCCGCCACCCUCCGCCUCUGCCGCCCGCCCCGCCGCCUCGGCCGCAGCCUCUUCCUGCCCGGCCUCUGGCUCCGCCGCUCGUCGCCCCCCCACCCCCCCCGCCCCUCAGGCCCGGCCGGUUCCCCGGCCCCGCUCCGCCGCGGCGCGAGGUCUAUGUGACCGGCGGGCCCGGAGCAGCCGCCGCCGCAGCGCGAACAUGGACGCCGUCAACGCCUUCAACCAGGAGCUCUUUUCACUUAUGGAUAUGAAACCUCCCAUCUCUCGAGCCAAGAUGAUUCUUAUCACUAAAGCUGCUAUUAAAGCUAUUAAGCUUUAUAAGCAUGUAGUUCAAAUAGUAGAAAAGUUCAUCAAAAAGUGUAAACCAGAGUACAAGGUUCCAGGAUUAUAUGUAAUUGACUCAAUUGUGCGACAGUCUCGUCAUCAGUUUGGAACUGAUAAAGAUGUUUUUGGGCCAAGAUUCUCUAAAAACAUAACUGCCACAUUCCAAUAUUUAUAUCUUUGCCCAUCUGAAGAUAAGAGUAAAAUAGUUCGCGUGCUGAACCUUUGGCAAAAAAAUGGAGUAUUCAAAAUUGAAAUUAUUCAGCCUCUUUUGGACAUGGCAGCAGGAACUAGUAAUGCCGCUCCAGUACCAGAAAAUGUUACUAAUAAUGAAGGCUCACCUCCACCUCCAGUUAAAGUUUCUUCUGAACCCCCCCAAGCCACUACAAACUCUGUACCAUCUGUACCACAGUUGCCUAGCUCUGAUGCUUUUGCUGCUGUGGCCCAACUGUUUCAGACAACUCAAGGUCAACAGCUUCAGCAGAUCCUUCAGACUUUUCAGCAACCUCCAAAACCACAGUCUCCCGCCAUUGACAAUGCUGUGAUGGCGCAGGUCCAGGCUAUCACGGCUCAGUUAAAGACGGCUCCUGCACAGCCACCUGAACAAAAAGCUGCUUUCCCCCCGCCUGAGCAAAAAACUGCAUUUGACAAGAAGCUUCUUGAUAGAUUUGAUUAUGAUGAUGAGCCAGAAGCUGUGGAAGAAUCAAAGAAAGAAGAUGCUGCUGCCGCCGCAGCCACCGCUGCUGCCGCCGCCGCUGCCAUCACGGCACCUGCUGUGGCUGUUGCACCAGCACCUGCUGCUGCCACACCGGCUGCCACGCCUGCCACUUCCCCUCCUCAGGCACCCUUUGGGUUUCCUGGAGAUGGCAUGCAGCAGCCAGCAUAUACACAACAUCAAAACAUGGAUCAGUUUCAGCCUCGAAUGAUGACAAUACAGCAGGAUCCAGUGCACCAUCAGGUUCCACUUCCUCCUAAUGGACAGAUGCCAGGUUUUGGCCUUCUUCCUACACCUCCAUUUCCUCCCAUGGCUCAGUCUGUGAUUCCUCCAACUCCACCCGUGCAGCAGCCUUUCCAAGCUUCUUUUCAGGCUCAAAAUGAACCACUUACACAGAAGACACAUCAGGAAAUGGAAGUAGAACAACCUUGUAUCCAAGAGGUUAAGCGACACAUGUCUGAUAACAGAAAGUCAAGAUCUAGGUCAGCAUCCAGGUCACCAAAAAGAAGGCGAUCUCGAUCUGGCUCUAGAUCGCGAAGGUCCCGUCAUCGACGUUCUCGUUCUCGGUCCAGAGAUCGACGCCGACAUUCACCUAGAUCUCGGUCCCAAGAAAGGCGAGAUCGAGAAAAAGAAAGAGAACGCCGACAAAAAGGCCUUCCUCAAAUCAAACCAGAAACUGCAAGUGUUUGUAGCACUACACUCUGGGUGGGACAGCUGGACAAACGGACUACUCAGCAAGAUGUUGCAAGUCUCUUAGAAGAGUUUGGUCCAAUUGAAUCAAUUAAUAUGAUACCUCCCAGAGGUUGUGCCUAUAUUGUUAUGGUUCAUAGGCAAGAUGCUUAUCGCGCCCUGCAGAAACUGAGCCGCGGAAACUAUAAAGUGAACCAGAAAUCCAUAAAGAUUGCCUGGGCUUUAAACAAAGGAAUAAAGGCAGAUUAUAAGCAGUAUUGGGAUGUAGAACUGGGAGUUACUUAUAUUCCAUGGGACAAAGUCAAGCCUGAAGAACUGGAGAGUUUUUGUGAAGGAGGAAUGUUGGACAGUGAUACACUUAAUCCAGAUUGGAAAGGAAUCCCCAAGAAGCAUGAAAAUGAAGUUGCUCAAAAUGGAGGGGCAGAAACCUCACAUACAGAACCAGUAUCACCUAUACCUAAACCUUUACCAGUGCCUGUCCCUCCUAUUCCUGUGCCCGCACCUAUAACAGUGCCACCUCCACAGGUCCCACCACAUCAGCCGGGUCCUCCUGUAGUUGGUGCUCUCCAGCCACCCACUUUCACGCCUCCCUUGGGCAUUCCUCCUCCAGGUUUUGGUCCUGGUGUUCCUCCUCCACCUCCUCCUCCACCAUUUUUGCGCCCAGGAUUUAAUCCGAUGCAUCUGCCACCAGGUUUUCUUCCUCCUGGACCCCCACCUCCUAUAACUCCACCAGUAUCCAUUCCUCCUCCUCACACUCCACCAAUAAGCAUCCCAAACUCUACUAUCGCUGGUAUAAAUGAAGACACUACAAAAGACUUAUCUAUUGGAAAUCCCAUUCCAACAGUGGUGUCUGGGGCUAGAGGAAACGCCGAGUCUGGUGACAGUGUGAAAAUGUAUGGCUCUGCUGUGCCACCUGCUGCACCCACGAAUCUGCCCACCCCUCCUGUAACGCAGCCUGUUUCACUUCUUGGUACUCAAGGAGUUGCACCUGGUCCUGUAAUUGGGCUCCAAGCACCAUCCACUGGUCUCCUUGGUGCCCGACCUGGCCUAAUCCCACUUCAGCGCCCUCCAGGAAUGCCUCCACCUCAUUUACAGCGAUUUCCUUUGAUGCCACCUCGUCCCAUGCCACCGCACAUGAUGCAUAGAGGUCCACCGCCAGGCGCCGGGGGCUUUGGAAUGCCUCCACCUCAUGGAAUGAAAGGCCCCUUUCCACCGCAUGGCCCCUUUGUUAGGCCUGGGGGAAUGCCAGGGCUUGGGGGCCCGGGGCCAGGCCCAGGGGGUCCCGAAGACAGAGACGGGAGGCAGCAACAGCCACAGCCACAGCAGCCGCCACCGCCACAGCCACAGCCACAGCAGCCGCCACCAGCUCAGCAGCCGCCACCGGCUCAGCAGCAACCACAACCGUUUAGAAACGAUAACAGGCAGCAGUUCAAUUCAGGUAGAGACCAAGAGAGGUUUGGAAGAAGAUCUUUUGGCAAUAGGGUGGAAAAUGACCGGGAACGGUAUGGGAACCGUAAUGAUGAUAGAGAUAAUAGCAAUCGUGAAAGGAGAGAGUGGGGAAGAAGGAGCCCUGACCGGGACAGGCACAGAGACUUGGAAGAGAGAAAUAGACGCUCUAGUGGGCAUCGAGACAGAGAGAGAGAUUCUAGAGAUAGAGAGUCUCGUAGAGAGAAGGAAGAAAACCGAGGAAAGGAGAAGCCUGAGGUGACAGACAGGGCAGGUGGUAACAAAACCGUUGAACCUCCCGGUAGCCAAGUGGGAGACGUAGACACUGUUUCAGAACUUGAUAAGGGGGAGUCUGAGUCUGCAGUUGUAAAAUCUUCUGAAGAGUUACCUGCUGAGGCUACCUCAUCCGUUGAACCCGAAAAGGAUUCUGGCUCAGCAGCAGAGGCUCCUCGUUAGAGACUGGAAUUUGUCAAAAUGUGACAGUGACGCUUCUGGAGUGUAGAGCUUGAGGUGUACAGAUGCUGUAUUAUAUUUGCUCCUGCUAUAUCACAGCCCCGCAGUAGUUGGUGGGGAAUUGUAAGCAAUUUGAUUGCUUCCCUUCUAUUUAAAAAUAGCCACAAAAUAACAAAAAAUACUGAAAAUAUGAAUAAAUAUUACCCUUUUUGCUGUAACUUUUUAAAAGUUUUGACUUUAAAAAGUUUACAAAUCGUAAUUAGAAGUGCUCUCUAUUUUUUUUUUUUUUAAUUUAAGACAAGGUAACGGUGAAAGCUCCUCAAAACAAUAGGGAUGUUUUUAAUAAACUCUAUUUUCAUAACAAA